AUAUAUACAGUGAAUAUGAGUGGUUUAAUCAGACCAGAACGCGAUCAGUGUGUUCUGCUCUUCCGUGUUUUGUUUAAACCGAAAGUAAAUCUUGACCGUCGGCGAUCAGAAAACUCAGUAAGCACUUCUGGGAUUUUCAACAAGUCUGCCUUUAUUCUUGAAGAACACAACAAAACACCUGUGAAAAUGAGUUCCCCUGAUGAUGUUAUAGAUGGGAGACACCAGAAUGGAAGGUCUGCCUCACCUGAACCCAGCGCUGUGUCUAUGAGAAGUCAGCAGUCAAUGGGAACACCAAUACGGUUUCAACAAGCAGAGGAGAAAAGGGCCACAGAGUCCCCUGAACCCAGUGUUGUGUCUAUGAAGAGUGAGCAGUCGAUGGGAGCACGAAUAGUGUUUCAGAGCGAGAAAGAAAGAAAUAAACGUGGCAUAUCAGAUCCGUUGAUGGUGCUCAAUGCUGAUUCCCUGGACCUGAACAAAGAGCAUCAGAGCAGUAAUGAAGAACUGAAUCAUGUGUGGAAGAAAAUAUUCAAAUCAAAAAUGCACAACAAAUUUCAGAUGAUUAAUGAGGGAAUCUCAAUGUAUGGAAACUUAAGACUUCUAAAUGAGAUUUACACAGAACUCUACAUCACAUCAGAUUCUGGGUUUGGACACAUCAGUAAUGAACAUGAUGUCAGAAGUGUUGAAAAGUCACAUAGGAGACUAAUAACGCUGGAGUCCAUCAAUUAUAAUGACAUAUUUGAAGCUUUACAUGGAGAUGAGAAACCGAUCAGAGCUGUGCUAACAGAAGGCAUUGCUGGAAUUGGGAAAACAGUUUCUGUUCAGAAGUUUGUCCUGGACUGGGCUGAAGGAAAAGCAAAUCAGGAUUUGGACUUUAUUUUUCCAUUUAACUUCAGGGAGUUGAAUUUUAAGAAACAAGAACAUCUCAGUUUGUUGGAGCUUCUCCAUUUUUAUUUCCCAGAAACCAAAGAACAUAAAUUAGACUUUCAUCGUUACAAAAUCUUGUUCAUCUUCGAUGGACUGGAUGAGUCUCAUAUUUCUCUGGAUUUCACAAACAGUAAAAUGUUGACUGAUCCAACAGAAUCAGCUAGAAUAGAAGCUCUGUUAACAAACCUUAUUAACAGGAAUCUGCUUCCAUCUGCAUUUCUCUGGAUAACAUCUCGACCAGCAGCAUCCAGUCAGAUUCCUGCUGUUUAUAUUGACAGAGUAACAGAGGUACAAGGCUUCAAUGACCCUCAGAAAGAUGAGUAUUUCCUGAAAAGGAUCACAGAUAAAACCCUGGCUAAUAAAAUAAUCUCUCACCUAAAGUCAACUCGGAGUCUUUAUAUUAUGUGCCACAUCCCAGUCUUCUGCUGGAUUUCAGCGACUGUUCUUGAGGGAAUGUUCAGUGAAGCAGAAAGUGGAGAGAUCCCAAAGACCCAGACUCAAAUGUUCACACAUUUCCUAAUCUUACAGAUAAAACUCGGAUCCCAAAAGUACAAAAAAUGUGGAAAGAAUCCUGGACAGAUUGCAGACAUUGUAUUUAAACUGGGAAAGCUGGCGUUCCAGCAGCUGGAGAAAGGAAACCUGAUCUUCUAUGUGGACGACAUCAUUGAGUGUGGGAUUGAUGUCCAAGAGGCCACGGUGUACUCAGGGGUUUGCACUCAGAUCUUUAUUGAGGAAGUCACUUCACACCUGGGGAAAGUAUACAGCUUUGUGCAUAUGAGUGUUCAGGAGCAUCUUGCAGCUAUGUAUGUAUUUCUCUCAUGUGUCAAUGGAAAUCUCUCAAAACAACAAACCCCUGUAAUCCUCGGCCUCUCUAGCAAAGCAACACUGAUAGACCUUCUAAAGACAGCAGUAGACAAGGCCUUACAGAGUAAGAAUGGAUACCUGGACCUUUUCCUUCGCUUCCUCAUGGGUCUCUCCCUGGAGUUCAAUUUGGUUCUCUUCCAGUGCCUACUGACAGAGACAGGAUGCAGCUCUCUGAGCAAAGAUGCUGCUGUCAUAAACAAGGAAAUAACCACGUACAUCAAGGAGAAGAUUAGAGAGAAUCCAGCAGAAUGCAAAACCAUCAAUCUCUUCUAUUGUCUGUAUGAAUUGCAUGACCAGUCUCUGGUACAGGAAGUUCAAGGCUUUUUGAAAAAAAGAGAAAAUUAUCGACUCCGUGGACUCCAACUUUCUCCAGUUCAGUGGUCAGCUCUGGUUUUCUUGUUGCUGACCUCAGAAGAGGACCGAGAAGAGUUCAACCUACAGAAGUAUGCAGCAUCGGAUGAAUGUCUGAAGAACAUGUACUUACUUAUCGUUGCAUCCAGAAAAUUACUGCUGUGUGACUGUAACCUUACAGAGGAAAGUUGUAAAAGUCUGGCCAAAGCUCUCAGAUCAGAAUGUUCCUGUGUGAGAGAACUGGACCUGAGUGAUAAUAAACUGUAUGAUUCAGGAGUCAAACUGCUUGCUGUUGGGCUAAAGAAUCCACAGUGUAAAUUAGAGAUCCUACGACUUGGUGACUGUGGUCUCACUGAGGAAAGCUGUGCAGUUAUUGCUUCAGUUCUUUCCUCUACGUCAUCACGUCUAACAGAGUUGCGUCUCAGCCGCAAUAAACUGGGGGAUUCAGGAGUAAAUCAGCUCUCAGAGGCUCUGCAGAGCCCCAACUGUAAACUAAAGACACUGAGGAUGAAUUCCUGCAGCAUUACAGAGGAAGGAUUUACUGCUUUGAUUUCAGCAUUGAGGUUGAACCCUUCUCAUCUGAGGAUGCUGGAUGUGGGUAGAAAUAAAGCAGGACAGACAGGCCUUGACUUGCUCUCUGAGUUCUUAAAGGAAGAAAGCUGUAAACUGGAGAAAUUAAAGUUAUUUGACUGUGGCAUUACACUGGAAGGUGGGACUCAUCUGAUUUCAGCUCUGAUAUCAAACCCUUCUCACCUAAAAGAACUGGAUCUGGGCUGGAAUAAAAUAGGAGACCUAGGAAUGAAAUUAAUCUCUGAUCUCCUAAAGAUUGAACUCUGUAACCUUGAGAUAUUAAAGUUACAUGACUGUAACAUUACAAUGGACGGCUGUGUCGCUCUUGCUGCAGCUCUGAGCUCAAAAUCACCCCUGAGAGAGCUCGAUCUGAGCUGUAAUGAUUUAGGAGACCAGGGAGUUAAACUGCUAACUGAUAUAAAGGAGAAUGAAAAGUACACACUGGAGAAGUUGGAGCUCUGAGAUCUUGUGACCUGACCUGGUUUAAGUCUUGUGGAGACAACAGCUAACACAUACUCACACUUUCUUAAACAUCCAUCAUCAUUCCUGACACAAUUGCUUUCUAGACUCAGAUGAGUAAUAGAUGAGUAUUAUGGCUAAGUUUUCCACCUUUGUAGCUAAUCAAGCAAACUUAGGUGUUUAAGUGGUGUUUGUUGUUAGCUUCCAGGUCAACAGAAUGCCUUCAGAAUCAUAAAGAAGCUCAGAAAUAUAGUAAAUAUAGUACAGCUGGAAACCAAACUGCUGAUUGUGCUGUUGGUUGUAGGAGAUUUGUGUGAUUACCACUAGUUUUAGCUUCACUAAUGGAUUUGGAUGGAAAUAAAUUAAUGGAAAAUGUAAUUAGUGUGGUAUGAUUGAUGUUGAUUGUUAGUGUGACAAAGCUCUUACAGAAAAAACUCACAUGUGAAAUAAUGUUUUUUCACAAAUUUCAUGUUGUUUUAAAUGUGAGCAGAUUAGAGCUAGCUGCAGGUGGAAGUAGGGUACGUCUGACACCCAAUGUCAAAAACCUCAAGUAUGGAAAACUAGCGGUUGUGCAGAAGCCUCCAGCUGGUCAAGCAGAAGCUUGUCCCAAAAGUCUGCUGAUUUGCUGAAGUCCCUGUUUGAACAGAGGUCCUUUGUUGUUCAAAAACAUCCAGGUGGACAAGGAUCUAUAGUGGGAUAAAUGUCCCUGCUUGCUAAAGUCCUAUGCUGGGCCUCUGGAUGACUAGUUGUUUUGGGAUGAAGUCCAUGAUUAGGCAAAUGCUUGAGGUUGGGCAGAUGCCUGACGGGGGGCUGAAGUCCAGGGUUGGACAGAAGCUCUUGGUUGGUAGAAUGCUCAAACUGCUAAUUGAUAGCAGAGGCAUGGGCAGAAGUCUGAGUUCCUCAUUGGUCAGUUGGCUGAAGAUGUGCAGAAACCUGAGUUUUACCUAUUGCCUGCUAAAGCCCUACCAGACUGGGGUAAAACCUGAGGUCGAUGCUCCUUGGUCGGAUUCCUGAGGUUGGGCUAAAGCCAUAAAAAAGCAUAUGCUUGGGCAGAAAACUGUCUGAGAAGAAACUAGUUAAAGCCCUGCUUUGGGUGAAGCCAGAGAUUUUGGCAGAUCCUAAUAAAGAAAAAUUCAUUGAUUAAAUUUUAUUUGUAUAGCACUCAUAACAAUGGAGAUUGUCACAAAGCAGCUAUACAGAAAUACUGUUAUACUAUUGUUUUUAUUGUUUUUUGAAAACAUACAUGAUAUAUAUGAAAACACACUAGUUCACAUGUUAAACUAAAAACAAGUUUAUGUAAAUAGUUUUUGUGGGUGUUAGAUUGAGUUUUGUGUGAUGGAAGAGUCCAUGUGAGCAGACAGAAAGUACAGAUUGUACAUACUGUAGGUACUGAUAUGUUGACCAAAGCUCAAACAGAAGGCUUAUGGAAAUGAAAUAUGUAGUUUGUAGAAGUGAAGAUGUACUUUGUGUUCUGUAAAUUCAUGUCUGUACAAAUAACCAACUUUGAUGUUAUCACUUUAACUGUAUUUUACUCAAAGUUCCUGUGCUACUAUAACAUUGCUUAUUUAUACACAAUGGGCCCUUUUUUAGAGCGCCGACACAGUAAAAUGAUUUGCAGAAAGUUUAAAGCCAGUUACAGGAGAUCUGUGCAACGAUUAUAUCAGUUGUUUAUGUCAAAUUCAUUCUCAUUAACAUUUAUAUCUCAUUCUAUCCAAACUCAUCCCUUAUCACUUGUGGUGAUAUUUCAAGCUGUUUCUUUCUGAUAAUUCUUUCUGUUAAACUGUUCAACUCAUUUUUGUUGUUGUGGAAGUGAAGUUACUCUGGAUGUGUGAAAGGGCCCAGUGUUUCUGUUUUACACUCUUUACCAACUGUUUAACAUCUGUGUGGUCUCUCAUCUGUGACAGGGUUGUUUUUGUGAUAAUAAAUAAAAUCUAAAGCACAAGAACCUUUGCUAUUUUUUAUAUAUCGUAUUUACACAAGACGAAUGAAUGAAUGAAUGAAUGAAUGAUUUGUUCAGUAUAUGCUUUAGUAGAUAAAUAUUAUUAGUGCAUUGAGGUGCUGUUUAAUAAAGUGCACAUGAUCUACUCACACAUGAGAGAUGAAGGUCAUGGAGAAACAUGACUGGUUUUAGUACUGCAGUUUAUCUAAAGUACAAUAUAAUAAUAAAAUCUAAAAUAUUUUAAAAUAAGUUUACAUUAAUAAUAAGUUUACUUAUUUGAGAGGAAGAUUCGUAAAUAAAGACAAAGAUCAUGGAAGUUCUUUUGGUUCUUCUGACAAUUUUAUCUCCAAACUUUCUUCAGGGUAUCGACUGAUGUGCAGUAUGUUAAGUAAAGUGUGAGUUUAGAUAAAGUUGAUUUAAAAUAUGCUCUGAAUUUUAAUAUAGUCUUCUUUGUUCCUGUGUGUGUGUGUGUGUGUGUGUGUGUGUGUGUGUGUGUGUGUGUGUGUGUGUGUGUGUGUGUGUGUGUGUGAGUCAUUAUUAUUGAGUUCCCACCUUAUUUGCAUACUUGUGUGGUUUCCUUCAUCAACCACGUACUACUAUAUCACCAUUAUAUAUAUACUAUAUCAUACAUUUUAAACAAGAUUAAAGGUUUAUUGUUUAGAGCCUAGAAGGAGUUCUGAGUUCUGGAUCAUUAACGACCCCUAAAAGUCUUACAUGGUGAAAUUAAAUAGAGCACAUACAUAAAGAUCGAGAAUGAUGGAAGACCAUGUGACGUUCUCUCUCUCUCUCUCUGUGUGUGUGUGUGUGUGUGUGUGUGUGUGUGUGUGUGUGUGUGUGUGUGUGUGUGUGUGUGUGUGUGUGUGUGUGUGUGUGUGGACUCGUGGUUUUUUGGGGACUUCCGCAAAAACGAAACAGAAAUAACGGAACUUCGGUGAACGAUUACACCACAACAAGAGAGAGAGAGAGAGAGAGAGAGAGAGAGAGACUCCACGGAAAAUGGAGUCUGUUGUGAAUAAUGCGUAGUGAAUGUGUUAAAACCACGAACGAGGCUAGCGUAAAAAGCCCCCUAAAAAGGAGAUCAGCUCCCUAAAACUUGGACUCAGCACGAAAGCGUACAUCCAGCGUGAAACACACGCACAACCCGUUUUGUAGUGUUGUGAAUCAACUAAGUUGCCCCAAAGCUGUGUCUCACACUGCUUUCCUUGUACCAUAUCGGUGAGUAUUGGAGUCAGUAUCCUGCAUCACCAUGGUACACCUAUAAUAAGUGUUUAUUUUCGGACUAUUUUAGUCCACCGGGACGCCUCCGCUGUAGAGCUCACAGGACAAGGGUGAUUCGUCCAUAGUCAUAAACGGAGAGAAGUAGCGCCGGUUACAAUGUUCUUCCGCAAGACGCAAGCAGUUCUGUCUGUUUAUUAACCGCUAGGAGCGUGAAACGAAACUGCGUACCUGUGUAGUGCGUAGUUGUGUCUCUGUUGGUAAAGUUUAUUUAUAUCUUUACUUUCGAAGUAUUUUCAAGACCUCUGUAAAUAAUCUGGAUAUUUUGGACUUUUUGGUUUUACCUUAUUCCUUUUUUUUUUUUGCUCUUGAUGUGAAGCUUGUUUUAUUAUUAUUUAUUGAUGACUUAUUUUGGUUUAUGAAAGUUCAGACAUGCGUGCAACCAGAUAUAUUAGAGAUGGCCAUUUGUAAAUAAUUUACAGAAGAUGAAUUACAUUUUGUUGUCCAAGUACCUGUUACUUUGUUCAGUGACAAUAAAGUUGAAUCUAAUCUAAACAAUCUGAUGACUGUUGAUACAAAAGGAGGCACAUGGAGUUAACGGUCCGGAAAACCAGCUGAGUGAAGAAGGUUGUGUGUUUGUUACAGGGGGCUGUGUGUGUGUCUGUGUGUGUGUUUGUUGGAUAAAUUAGUUGUAUAAUUUUAAAAUAUACUUCUCUAAUUUUAUUGUUAAUGCAACAUUUAUUAUUGUCCAAACCAAUUUCCAAUUAAUAUUCUUAAAGAGUCUGUCCCAGUAUUUGCAAUAUUGCUGGGCAGUGAAGUAACUCCCUAAAAAGUUUAUUAUUACAUUUAUUGUCUUUAAUAUUAAUACCAUUAAAAAAUUAUUUAUUUUCUUAUUUCUAUUUUUUAAUCAAAUUAAAUCAAAUUUGUCACAUACACAUACAUACAGUGAAAUGCUUUUUGCAUAUGUUUGGUAUAUAAGCAUAAAUGGAAUGCAAUUUAGGAUAAAAACAAAUUAGGAGCACCGAGUCAAGUUGACCUUGACUGUUUUGACUGCUUAUAAAUAAUGAAGUAUAUAUGAUUGCCUUUUUUUCACCUUUUUUUUGUCUUUGUUUCCAACAUAUUAACAUAUUUUUUUCAAAAAUGUUUGUAAUAUUUGGUAUAAUGAACCUCAUUAAUAUGCAAAAAUGCCUCAUUUUCUAGUAAAACUUCACUAUAGAGGCACAAAAGUUGAUGCACAAUUACAGGAUGGUAUAUUUCAAAGCCAGGGGAUUCUUUUGAAACUAUUUUGACCAAUUUUAAUGUCAGCAAAUAAUAAAACCUGUUUUUUUCCAGGCCAAAUUGACUUGAAUGCUUAUAAAUAAAAAAUCUACAAUUAUCA
Tachysurus fulvidraco (yellow catfish) is the source of this 7700-nucleotide messenger RNA. Its product is annotated as NACHT, LRR and PYD domains-containing protein 3-like. The transcript has 16 exons. Lineage: Eukaryota; Metazoa; Chordata; Actinopteri; Siluriformes; Bagridae. Gene Ontology annotation, molecular function: protein binding. Bases 16 to 3171 code for a protein of 1051 amino acids. The record is from RefSeq and is a predicted model, not a curated record.